Messenger RNA from Gordionus sp. m RMFG-2023, 1262 nucleotides. Its product is annotated as THO complex subunit 3-like. Gene Ontology annotation, molecular function: protein binding. Gene Ontology annotation, cellular component: THO complex part of transcription export complex. Gene Ontology annotation, biological process: mRNA export from nucleus. The transcript is spliced from 6 exons. NCBI's taxonomy places the organism in Eukaryota, Metazoa, Nematomorpha, Gordioida, Chordodea, Parachordodidae. The coding region runs from base 146 to 1120 and encodes 324 amino acids. The record is from RefSeq and is a predicted model, not a curated record.
GAAAUUGGCAGUCUAGAGUCUAGGUAUAUUGGGUGAUAUUGUCUUCGCUUAAAUGUUUCGCGGAGGUUUCACUUACACUAUAAAAUUCUUCGCGGCAAACGACAUUCGCGAUAAAGUUUUCUGAAUUGACCUGAUACGAUUCUAUAUGCCUAUGCAUAUAGUUGAAUUAAGAAAACAUUUUUUAAACCAAAAUAAUUCAAAAGAUUAUACAGCUCAUUUAUCAAAAGUACAUUCUGUAGCUUGGAAUUGCCGGGGAGACAAAUUAGCCUCUGGAUCAUUAGAUAAAACAGCUUGUGUUUAUGCAUUAGAUAAAGAUAAGCUAAUCAAAGAACUUUCUCUCAAAGGUCAUGCGGAUACUGUCGAUCAGUUAUGUUGGCACCCAAUUAAUCCUUACCAGUUAGUUACUGCAAGUGGUGAUAAAACAGUUAGAUUAUGGGAUAUAAAAUCGUCAAAAAGCUAUGCAAAUAUUCCAACAAAAGGUGAAAAUAUUAAUGUUUGCUGGUCACCAGAUGGUAAUACAAUUGCUGUAGGUAGCAAAGAUGAUUUAGUAACAUUUAUAGAUGUUAAAAAACAGUCAAUUAUUGCAGAGGAACAAUUUAAAUUUGAAGUCAAUGAAAUUUCCUGGAAUAAUGAGAAUGACUUAUUUUUCCUUACGACUGGUCAAGGAAACAUUUCAAUUUUGAAUUAUCCAGAUCUUAAAAUUCAACAAGUGAUAUAUGCACACCCAUCAAAUUGUAUUUGUAUAAAAUUUGACCCUACUGGAAGAUAUUUUGCCAUUGGAAGCACAGAUGCCUUGAUAAGCAUAUGGCACUCUCAAGAACUCAUAUGCUUAAAUGUGAUAGCCAGGUUAGAAUGGCCAAUUAGAAGUGUUAGUUUUAGUUAUGAUGGAAAAAUUUUAGCUAGCGCUUCGGAAGAUCUUAUUAUUGAUUUGGCCAAUGUUCCCACAGGUGAAAAACUUGGGGAAGUAAAAUGCCGAGCCUCUACCUUUACUAUAGCAUGGCACCCUUCAAAAUAUAUAUUGGCAUAUGCAUGUGAUGACAAGGAUAAAUCAGAUAAAGAUGCUGGUACUGUAAAAUUAUAUGGGGUGCCAAAUGAAAUUGUUGAUACAUUACCUAAUUAACUAUGUAUUUUUUUGUUCGAUAAUUGAGGGAAAACAUAUUAUGUAAAUUAUAUAGUAAAAAAUUGAAGAUGUUUUUAAGGAAAAAAUAUUUUUAAAAAAAUGUAAAUAUGCCUUUAUUAUUACGUAUAAUGCUUGUAUUAUU